Molecule: messenger RNA, 1326 nt
Organism: Dinoponera quadriceps
Lineage: Eukaryota; Metazoa; Arthropoda; Insecta; Hymenoptera; Formicidae
Product: retinoid-inducible serine carboxypeptidase-like
Exons: 9
Coding region: 1-1326 (441 amino acids)
Biological process (GO): proteolysis
Molecular function (GO): serine-type carboxypeptidase activity
Source: RefSeq, a predicted model, not a curated record
AUGCGGAGCCCGCUCAUUCGCGCUUUGGCCAUACUGUGCCUUAUUUCCGGAAGUAUCGGGAGAAAAGGAUUCGGCCCUGGGGAACAAGAAUGGGGCUAUGUACAAGUGCGUCCGUUCGCGAAUAUGUUCUGGUGGCUCUACUACACCACGGCGGAUGUUAACUCGUAUUACGACAAACCGCUGGUGAUCUGGUUGCAAGGGGGACCAGGCGGAUCUUCGACGUCCUUCGGGAAUUUCGAGGAGUUCGGCCCUCUGGAUACUGAUUUGAAGCCGAGGAAUUAUACUUGGGUCAAAGACUACAAUGUUCUUUUCAUCGACAAUCCCGUCGGGACCGGUUACAGUUACGUUGACACCAUAUCAGCAUUUGCGACGACGAACGCGCAGAUCGCCAAAGAUCUUGUGGAGUGCAUGCGAGGUUUCUACAAGGAAUUACCAAAAUUCCAAAAUGUCUCAACAUACAUCACCACCGAGUCGUACGGUGGAAAAAUGGGCGCUGAAUUGGCACUCGUCUGGUAUCGAGCUCAGAAGGCUGGCACCAUCAAGAGCAAUCUGAAAGGAGUCGCGCUCGGAGAUGCAUGGAUUUCCCCUAUCGAUUCUGUACUGACAUGGGCACCGUUUUUACUCAGCACAGGUAUGAUCGAUACGAAAGGUUUUAAAAGAAUUGACGAAAGUGCGAAAGAGACAGAAAUAAAAGUCAAGACCGGCCAGUGGAAAAUGGCAACUCAGUAUUGGGGUCACACGGAAAAUGUUAUUUUGGACGAAACUUACAACAUCGACUUUUAUAAUAUUCUCACGAAGAUGAGACGUUCGAGAUUGAACAGCUUGAGGGCGCAGGAUGUAUUGUCCUUCGACGGAGCUUUAUAUCGACACUUCGUCGGGCCUCAAUUCGAGUCUUUGUCGCUCGACGAAUUGAUGAAUGGCGCGGUAAAGAAAGCGCUUGGUCUGCAAGUCACUCACGGCAUCCAGUCCGGCUCGGUUUUCGAGUACUUGAGGGAGGAUUUCAUGAAACCCGUCACUCGCCAAGUGGAGAUGUUACUCGACGAGACCGACUUGCACGUGUUUGUGUACACCGGACACAUGGACUUAAUCGUUGACACGCCGGGCACUCUCCGAUGGGUGGAAAAACUAAAAUGGAAAAACGCCAACACCUGGAACAACUCGGUCAGAUAUCCGUUCACUGUCGACGACAUCAUUGAGGGCUACAUGAAAGCUCAAGAUAACUUCAGGAUGUAUUGGAUCAACAGAGCCGGACAUAUGGUACCAAAGGACAAUCCAGCGGCCAUGGCGGUGAUACUACGAGACUUGACGAGCAACGCGAGCAACUGA